AAGUUUCAAGCCCUCCUCCCCUCUUCCUACCAUUAGCAGAAGAGAAGAAGAGCAGAGACGCAGGCUGCCGAGAGCAGCAGCAGUAGCUGAGCGCGAUCGAUCGAUCGAGAGACACGAUGAGCGGCGGCGGUCAGGACCUGCAGCUUCCCCCGGGGUUCCGGUUCCACCCGACGGACGAGGAGCUGGUGAUGCACUACCUCUGCCGCCGGUGCGCCGGGCUGCCCAUCGCCGUCCCCAUCAUCGCCGAGAUCGACCUCUACAAAUUCGACCCAUGGCAGCUCCCAAGUUUGGCGCAGUACGGCGAGAAGGAGUGGUACUUCUUCUCCCCGCGGGACCGCAAGUACCCGAACGGGUCGCGGCCGAACCGCGCCGCCGGGUCCGGGUACUGGAAGGCCACCGGCGCCGACAAGCCCGUGGGCACGCCCAAGCCGCUCGCCAUCAAGAAGGCGCUCGUCUUCUACGCGGGCAAGGCGCCCAAGGGCGAGAAGACCAACUGGAUCAUGCACGAGUACCGCCUCGCCGACGUCGACCGCACCGCCCGCAAGAAGAACAGCCUCAGGUUGGAUGACUGGGUCCUGUGCCGCAUCUACAACAAGAAGGGCGGGCUGGAGAAGCCGCCGGUGGCCGCCGGCGACCGCAAGCCGGCGCUCGCCGCGGGGCCCGCGGCGGUGGGCUCCCCGCCGGAGCAGAAGCCGUUCGUGGCGGCGCCGGGCGGGCUGCCCCCCGCGUUCGCGGACCUGGCGGCGUACUACGACCGGCCGUCGGACUCGAUGCCGCGGCUGCACGCGGACUCGAGCUGCUCGGAGCAGGUGCUGUCCCCGGAGCAGCAGUUCGCGUGCGACCGGGAGGUGCAGAGCCAGCCCAAGAUCAGCGAGUGGGAGCGCACCUUCGCGUCCGACCCCGUGAACCCCGCCGGCUCCAUGCUCGACCCCACCGGGCACGGCGGCGCCGGCGCGGGCCUCGGCGGCGACCCGCUCCUGCAGGACAUCCUCAUGUACUGGGGCAAGCCGUUCUAGACGUCACGUGCGCGAACCAAGGGAACGGCAGAGCGUUACGCAACCCCGUCCUGGGCUGCGGUUGGCUGGCCUCCGUCGGCAGCGCAACCGCCGCGGCGUGGGCUUGACUCAGGCGAGCCGCCAUAGCUGACUACUACUAAGAGCUCUAAAGAUGGAUGGAUUAGACGGAGAUGUCAUCAUCGUCGUAAACUAAAACAAGAAGAUGGGACUGUGAUUUGAGGCGGCAAUGAGACCCGUGUGGCCCCGCCGGGAGCUGGGGGAGAUCGCGAUGCAUUGGUGGUCGAUCGUGCGUGGCAUGUGUGUGUACUUGUGCAUAUACAUACAUGGUUGGUUCAUUCGAUGCAGGGCUUCUGUUCCUUCAUUGGUUAAUUAGUUCUAUAUAAUAUAAUGGCUUUGUAGCGUGUUGGUCUGGUCCAGUGGUAGGUCUAGUUAUUGCUUUCCAGCGGUAGGUCAGCCAUUCGUCAAUUGCAAGGAUCAUAAAGAAAAAAACCUCCAUAUUAUUGUAGUUAUUGCAUUGCAUUGGCUCUUUUUCAAAGGAGUUAUAUAAAAAAGGAGAAAAUCGAGGGGCAUUAUACUGGUUUUUA
Panicum hallii is the source of this 1600-nucleotide messenger RNA. RefSeq names its product NAC domain-containing protein 48. Gene Ontology annotation, biological process: regulation of DNA-templated transcription. The transcript has 3 exons. The coding region runs from base 117 to 1016 and encodes 299 amino acids. Lineage: Eukaryota; Viridiplantae; Streptophyta; Magnoliopsida; Poales; Poaceae. The record is from RefSeq and is a predicted model, not a curated record. Gene Ontology annotation, molecular function: DNA binding.